Molecule: messenger RNA, 1240 nt
Organism: Hypoxylon fragiforme
Lineage: Eukaryota; Fungi; Ascomycota; Sordariomycetes; Xylariales; Hypoxylaceae
Product: PIG-P-domain-containing protein
Exons: 1
Coding region: 245-964 (239 amino acids)
Source: RefSeq, a predicted model, not a curated record
GUACUACUAGUAGUAGCAGUACCUGCGUGUCUAGAAGCUCAAGGUUAAACGUGCCACUUCCCACUUCCCACUUCUCACUUCUUCGACGCUUUAUUUAUAAAACUUCACUCUCCUCUUCCCAUCUCGACGCAAACUACGUAGCUAGUAAUGGAGGAUGAUGUCUCUUAAUACUCUAUAGAGCCCAUCUCAAUAACAUAGCAAAUACUCAUCGAAUACUUCAAGACAUAUAUAUAUACAAACAAACAUGACGUUCGUUUCUGACGAGGAAGACUUCCUCUCAGACAACCAAUCCGAUGCUUCAGCCUCUAGCGAAGAUGACUUACCUCCACCCCCGCUACAGCAAAACUACUUUGCUCCUCCCUUCUACGGUCGCCCCCCAACUCCACUGCCCCCUUCGCCAUCUUUAACAUCCUUGCUCCGUCCCUCACGGCCUACCACACCCGAUGCCUCGGACGACGAUCUUCAGCCGGUGCCACGUGCAUCGCCCAAGGUACCCACCUACGAAUACUAUGGCUUUGUCCUGUACCUUUUCUCCUCCUUCGCCUUCCUCAUCUACCUCCUGUGGGCGUAUCUACCGUCUCCAUUCUUGCACGCCCUCGGAAUCUACUACUAUCCCAACCGGUGGUGGGCUCUAGCCGUUCCUUCGUUUCUCGUGAUGCUUAUCGUCUACAUCUACGUGGCGCUAGCGGCCUACAACACCGAGAUCUUGACCCUCCCCAUGAACUCCCUGGAGACGAUUGUGGACGAGGCAGCCGAUGUUGCCACCAUUGACAGUAAGGGAAGAAUACGAAUGGGCGAGUCAGGGAAACCUAUCUCUGAGGAGAAGGCCAAUCAGCUUGACUGGAAAAAUAUCUGGAACGAGGGCACGGAUGCGGUCAUGGACAUACCCCUUGCUGGCGUCUGCGAGGUGCUGUACGGUGAUUUGGAUGACUCGGACGAUGACUUGGAAUGCGAUACCCAUUGAUUUAUUAAGAGUAAUGGCGUUAAGCGUUAAACGGCGCAUAUGGAUAAUACAAUAUUUCUAUCAACUUACUGUCUGCCCCAAGCAGGUUCCUACACUAGGAUAUACUUUACUAAAUACUUAGCUGUAGUUCUAUCUUCAAGUUACUAGAGUUUGAGGCUUAAGGCGGAUCUAUCACCACAAAGGUAUGUCCUUCGCAUUAUAUCUAGGUAGGCAGGCCUAGGAGGUAUUGGCCCUAUCUAGAACUGCGGUUCCCUAAGGGUGUUGCGCCUAUUUAUC